GAAAUUCCCUUGGCAGAAAAACGACAUCUACUACAGUGGGGCAACGACAUUGUGUACCGGAAAGGAUCAACGAAAAUCUGGGUACCCAAUUACCCUCCUUUGCGCCAGUUACUACUCGAAGAAUACCACGACGUCCUCUACGCCGGACACUUCGGUAGCAACAAGACGCUCACCAGUAUCGCCAAACACUACUAUUGGCCCUACAUGGCAGAUGACGUACAAAAAUUUGUCACCUCGUAUGAUACAUGUCAGCGGAUGAAGAGCAGCAAGCAGAAUAAGGCGGGACUACUACAGCCUCUUCCUGUCCCAGAACAACCAUGGCAAGUGGUUAGCCUGGACUUCAUCACCGGGUUACCACCUACCACUAGCGGUCAUGACGCAAUCCUUGUCGCCAUCGACAAGUUCUCCAAAAUGGGACACUUCAUCCCGACACACACGACAGCACGCCCCGAGGAGACAUCACAACUCUUCGUUCGUUACAUCAUCUCACAGCAUGGCAUCCCAACCACACUCAUCUCCGACCGAGACCCCAAGUUCACCAGCAAGUUCUGGAAGGAACUUAUGUCUCUACUCGGGACCAAACUCGCCAUGUCAUCCGCAUACCAUCCCUUUGGGAUCGGACCCACAAGCAAGAUUCACAACGCCUUCCAUGUCCAACUUCUGAAGCAAUAUCGGGAUCCGAAAACGAUCUUCGUCGGACGCCAACCGCCGCCGCCACCGCCCAUCCUCGUCCACAAUGAACCCGAGUACGAGGUCGAAUCUGUGCUUGCACACCGCCGUCGUCGGAAUGGCGCCGUGGAGCUUCUCAUCCGUUGGAAGGGUUAUGAUCCUUCUGAGGACAGCUGGGUACCUGAGUCCGACAUGGCUAUCCACUAAGAGGCCCAGGGUCCCGAGGUG
Messenger RNA from Closterium sp. NIES-67, 897 nucleotides. The record is from the annotation of a GenBank genome assembly. Lineage: Eukaryota; Viridiplantae; Streptophyta; Zygnematophyceae; Desmidiales; Closteriaceae.